AUGGCAGGUCGCGCCCGGGCCCCGCGGCGCGCGUCGCGGCCCGCUCCCUGCCGUGCGGUCGACCCCGACGCCGUCGCUGCCGCCGCGGCGGCCGUGUCGGACCCCGAGACGUCCUCGGAGUUGAUUUCCGCACUCUCCCAGUACGCGUCACAGGUCCCGGAGGCGCUGCGCCCGCUGGCGAACAUCGCGAUCCAGGACCUCGCCAACGCGCUCGCGCUGACGCCCACGCCCGACAUGGGGCUGCACGCGGCCGCGCUGUGGUACCUCGUGCUGUCGCGCCCCGCGCCGCUGUGGAACAUCGGCGACCUCACGAUCGGCUCCUUCCUCGAGAAAAUCUCCGAGCCGAAGUUCGCCGUCGACCAGUUCACGCUGCGCGACCGCCUCGGCGGCGGCAACUACGGCGUCACCUACGAGGCCAUUCGCAUGAAGAACGGCAAGCGCGUCACCAAGGCGCAGCUGACGGACGAGGAGAAGAAGAACCGCGUCGUGAUCAAGCGGAUCAACUCGGACUCGACCGGCUCGGCCCGGAAGGACUUUUUGUCCAAGGGCACGAUUGCGCGCGGCGCUGCCGAGGCGGGCAUCGUCGAGGUGUACAUGAACUCGAAGAUCCGCCGCUCGCUCGCCCUGCGCGGGUACUGCGCGGAGUACCAGGGCACGUUCCGCGCGGAGAAGACCGACGCCGGGUUCACCAAGGGCACGGAGUGGCUGGUGUGGUCGUUUGAGUCGGACUCCACGCUGCAGGACGCGAUCGCGGGGGGGCUCGGGCCGUGGCCGAGCGCGCUCGAGGAGAUCAUGCUCCGGCGGCCGGUGCCCGAGGAGAAGCGCGCGCCGGACGCGCAAGAGGCGGUGGACGCGGCGAUCGUGCGCAAAAUCAUGCAGCAGAUCCUAAAGGCGCUGGCGGCGCUGCACUCGAUCGGGAUCGUGCACCGCGACGUCAAGCCGGACAACCUGCUCGUCACCGUCGAGGGCAAGGUCAAGGUCAUCGACUUCGGCGCGGCCACCGACCUCUCGACCGGGAUCAACUACAACCCGGAGUACGGCAUGCUGGACCCGCGUUACUGCGCGCCCGAGCAGCUCGUGCUGCCGAGCAAGACGCCCGCGCCGCCGAACCCGGUCCUCGCGGCCGCCGUCGCGCCGUUCCUGUGGAUCUACGGCCGCCCGGAGCUGUUUGACUCGUACAGCGCAGGGCUGCUCUUCUGCCAAAUGGCCAUCCCGGAGAUCCGCGGGAAGAGCCAGUACGGGAUGUUCCUGCAGGAGCUGGAGAAGGCGGACUGGGACCUCGCGCAGUGGCGCGCGAGCGGGCAGCCCCGGGCGCGCAACGCGAACUUCACCAUGCUGGACCGCAAGGGCGGGGCCGGGUGGGACCUCGCGAAGCGGCUGGUGUGCAAGCGCAACGAGACGACGCAGCGGGGCCGGCUGAGCGCGAAGGACGCGCUCGGCCACCGCUACUUCCUCGGGUUUGCGUGA
Messenger RNA from Pedinophyceae sp. YPF-701, 1467 nucleotides. NCBI's taxonomy places the organism in Eukaryota, Viridiplantae, Chlorophyta, Pedinophyceae. The record is from the annotation of a GenBank genome assembly.